Molecule: messenger RNA, 1606 nt
Organism: Rubroshorea leprosula
Lineage: Eukaryota; Viridiplantae; Streptophyta; Magnoliopsida; Malvales; Dipterocarpaceae
Source: the annotation of a GenBank genome assembly
GGGAAAUAAAGGAUAAAGUUUAUAUAUGUCAGUUUUAUAUAUGAUAGUGUGUUUAGCUGUCUGCUUUUGCUGCCAUUGUCUUCGGUUCCGUUUUCUUAUCUUAAUUUCUGGAUAGAAAAGGAGGAAAGGCUCAUGGAUAGAAGAGAGGAAGCCCUAAGCGCUAGAUUUGAAAUGGCAACAAAUGGUGCUUCCGAUACAAUUGUUCCAUUUCUUCUCGAACGUGAUAAGUAUGAACAUUGGACAAUUUUCCUUAAAAACUAUCUGUUGGCUCAAGAUCUUUGGGACGUGGUCGAAAAGGGUACUGAUGCUCUUCUUUCUUCAGACAAGGUUGAUCAGACGAAAAAGAAUGCUGCAGCUCUACAUGCAAUUCACAUGACAUGUUCACCACAUGUUUUUACUUUAAUAAAGGAUAUCAGUUCUGCCAACGAAGCUUGGAACAAAUUGGCUGAAAUGCAUCAACAUUGGCAAUCCCCUUUUCUCCAUAAACCACCAACCAGUGCAGUGUCACUCCGCGGAGCAGAAAGGCAAACGGCCAGCCGGUUGGAGUGGGCAAUCAACAAAGCAGAUUGGAAGACCGUACAUGGGAUUUUUCUAGAGAGCUCACAUCGAAUAAAUAGGAUAAUUAAUGACGACAAUCAAACUGCUCUUCAUGUUGCAGUUUUAGCUGGUGCUGUAGAGAUCGCUGAGGAAUUGAUCCAGAGAAUGUCAGAAACAGACUUGGAAAUACAAGAUAUAGUUGGUUCCACGGCUCUUCACCUUGCUGCUCGUCGUGGGAAGAAGAUAGCAGAAUGCUUGGUUGAAAAGAAUCCGAAGUUACCAACUCUUACCGAUGAGCGAGGAUUUAUCCCCAUUGUAGGGGCAUGUGCUUCUGGCGAUGAGGAUUUGACCAAGUAUCUGUAUUCCAAGACCCCUGAAGUAUUAUUAAGCCCACAUGAUGGCAAAAAUGGGCCUCCUCUCCUCAAUUAUACCAUAAUCGGCCAAAUGUUCGGUAAAAAUUAGCAAAACUUCAUUCAUCCCAAGUUCAUUGGUUUUCUUGCCAUGUAUGAUACAUGAUCAGCGUGCCAGUGUGUUUUUGUCUAAUAAAUAUUUUUGUGUUGAGAAAGCAGAUAUCUCAUUGGAUUUACUUCAGAAAUAUCCAAGCUUGGCAGUCACCAAGGACGAUGGCAACCUUACUCCGAUUCUAAUAUUGUCCAAUGAACCGUCUGCAUUCUUUAGUGGAAGUGGUCUUGGAUUUUGGCAACGUUUAAUUUAUCAUUGUAAGUAUUAGCGCCAGUUUCUAUUUGAUUAAUUUUCAAUUUCUUUGUUUGGGAUUGUUAAUUUAUUUUAUUUAUCCACUGUUAUUGAAGGUAUAAAGAUAAACAAACACAGUUUUUCUAAUGAUAUCAGUUCCUCUAAUGAUGUUCAAAUUCCUGUUACUUGCCAAAACCAGAAUGAAGAGAAAAAUAUCAAAGUGCAAGUGUUUUUUGGACUUCGUGCAUUGGGCUUAAUGCUUCUAAAGUUCUCUGGUAUGCUGCUUCAACUCAACUAAACCUCUAUCACUACCGCAGGAAUAGGAUAUUCAGACCGAAAUAUCGGUUCGGAUAUAUUAUAAAUCGGUCUGAAUAUA